GAAAAGUUUUCCCAUCAUGAUGUUUCCCUGCAGCGCCCUGCCGCCUCCUCUCUGCCCGGCCUUACUGCGUCCUCCUGCGGCUCUCUCCUCUCCGCUGACCCGCUCGCUCCCCUCAGGCUUUCUGGUUGAAGAUUUGCUGCGGUUAAGCCAGCCGGUCAGCUACAUUCAUCGGACCGUCUCUUCUAGAAGUUUAGGGGACAUGUUCGCCAUCGGCCCGGGGCUUGGCGCUCCUUCCCGGGGGUUGGGACACGGCACCGAGCGGUGUGUGCUCCAGAACUCCGGUCAGCCGAGUCAGAACAGCCCCGGCUCUCCGCAGACCGCCUGCCCGGACUCAGGGUACCUCAAGUUCGGUGUCAGUGCGAUACUGGCCCCGUCUACACGGAGCGUCCAGAGUUUUCAGACCAAGUCUUUACCUCUGCCUUUUUUUGAUGGGAGCCUCCAUCCUUUCCUCAGAGCAUCCUACUUCACAGCCUCCUCCUCUGUGGUUCCUGUACCAGGCACGUUCUCCUGGCCCCUGGCCCCCAGAGGGAAGCCCAGGAGGGGCAUGCUUCGGCGGGCCGUGUUCUCAGACCUCCAGAGGAAGGCGCUGGAGAGAACUUUCCAGAAGCAGAAAUACAUCAGCAAACCAGACAGGAAGAAACUGGCCAGUAAACUGGGACUGAAAGACUCCCAGGUGAAGAUCUGGUUUCAGAACAGGAGGAUGAAAUGGAGAAACUCCAAAGAGAGAGAGCUGCUGUCAACGGGCGGCUGUCGACAACAGACCCUGCCCACCAAAACCAACCCCCACCCAGACCUCACGGACGUAGGCAGCACUUAUUGCCAGAGUUUGGACAGGAAUGCACCCAUCAGCCAAUCACAGCUGGAAAGCCAGGAGUUGCAUAGCCAACAGCACCAACAUCAUCGUCAUCAUCAUCAUCAUCAUCACAGUUCCUCCUCUCCGUCAGAGUCGAGCAAACAGUCCGAGUCAGAAAGUGAAGAAAUCACAGUCUCAUAG
Messenger RNA from Labrus bergylta (ballan wrasse), 994 nucleotides. It is a transcript of the gene dbx1b, whose product is annotated as developing brain homeobox 1b. Gene Ontology annotation, molecular function: DNA binding; DNA-binding transcription factor activity, RNA polymerase II-specific. Lineage: Eukaryota; Metazoa; Chordata; Actinopteri; Labriformes; Labridae. The record is from RefSeq and is a predicted model, not a curated record. Gene Ontology annotation, biological process: cell differentiation in spinal cord; regulation of transcription by RNA polymerase II.